Messenger RNA from Staurois parvus, 261 nucleotides. The record is from the annotation of a GenBank genome assembly. Lineage: Eukaryota; Metazoa; Chordata; Amphibia; Anura; Ranidae.
AUGUGCGCUAAUGAGGCUGCAGUGAUGGGCACUGAUAUGCUGCACUGAUGGACACUGAAAGGUGGCACUGAUGGGCACUGGGUGAACAGGGGCGGACUGACAACUCAUGGGGCCCCCGGGCAAUAGGUGAUAAUGGGGCCCCUGUGUCCUUGCCCAAACUCAAAAAAGCCUAUGAAAAAGGUACCAGGGCAUCUCAUGGGGCCCCCUACUGACCCUAGGCCCUCGGGCAGUGCCCAAGUUUCCAAAUGGUCAGUCCGCCCC